Molecule: messenger RNA, 14003 nt
Organism: Panthera uncia (snow leopard)
Lineage: Eukaryota; Metazoa; Chordata; Mammalia; Carnivora; Felidae
Product: olfactory receptor 52L1-like
Exons: 1
Coding region: 4000-4995 (331 amino acids)
Biological process (GO): G protein-coupled receptor signaling pathway
Cellular component (GO): membrane
Molecular function (GO): G protein-coupled receptor activity; olfactory receptor activity
Source: RefSeq, a predicted model, not a curated record
AACUUUAUAUAGACCUUAGUAAUGUGGUUGUGGGGUGUGGGGGAAGGAGAAGUGUUCCAUAGUGCUAUGAUUAUGUCUCAGUGUUUUAGUGUUUUAGAUUUCAGGUGUGGAAUAUGAGGUCACAUUUGGGGCUUACAGUUUUGAGGAAGACUAUUGACAGCUGACUUCUGCCUUUCUCAUAGCCCUUGUGAUAGGAGCUAUUUCUUGGUUGGCUACUAUGGCUGAGUGUUUCACUACAUCUGGAUUGAUGCCUUAGUUUUCUUAAGUUUAUUUCCUUUUCUUAAAGUUUAUUUAUUUAUUUUGAGACAGAGAGUGUGAAGGAGGGACAGAGAGGGAGAGAGAAAGAGAGAGUCCAUCCCAAGCAGGCUUCACACUGCCAGUGCAGAGCCCAACAUGAGGCUUGAAUUCACAAACCACGAGAUCAUGACCUGAGCCGAAACCAAAGUCGCUUAACUGACCGAGCUACCCAGCCGCUUCUUAAGUUUAUUUCCUUUUGCCUCAGAGUAGCUGUUCUCCCCAGGUCUGACUUCUUAAAACUAACCCUCUUAGUCCCAUUCCCCUUAGCUUCUGCCCUUCAGACCAUACAUUACUAUAAGGUAGCCUUUGAGUUUGCCCAUACUUACCAGUGCCAUAGUUAAAUCUUCAUGAUCAUGCACAGAGUACUUUAGCAUCCUAGCUUGACAUUCUGAUCAUCAUAUAUGAUAUAUGUAGACAUAGCUAAUUACCUACUUUACCCAAGUCUUGCCAGAGCUGGAAGGAGUCAUCCUGGAAAUCUUUAUCUUCCUGACCUGAGUGAUAUGUUUGGUUUCCUCUUUGGUAUCCAGAGAUUGCUGCAUAACCCUUCUGAAUAUAAAAUCCCUUUUAUCACUGUUACUCCUGUGCUAGGGCAGACAAUCAUCAUGGAGACUGAACUGGGGAUUCAGGAUAUUUUUGCAGCUGAGUAGAGAGGACCAUAAUGGAACUUUUGAGUCUGGCAAUUUUAUCCUUUUUCUAAGCUCUCUCCAAGUUGCUGAGUUUCCCUCAACCCUGAAUCAAGACUGUGAAUUAUGCAUCCUCAAAAACAGCCCAGAGAUCAGAACAGCAUCCCUGUACCAGACAUAUUUUACUGAUUGUUUAUGCAUCUUGGGUUUGACACCUGAACUCUGACACUGACGGUUUGAUUUCUAUUUCUCCCUCUCCUAGUAAGUCAUCAUUGUGAACCCACUGUUUCUGUGAUCUCCCAUAAUCUCUGUGUCCUUGCAUCUCCCUUUUACCACUAUCAUAAAGUCCAUGCCACUACAGAGGAGAUUAAGGAAACAGGGACAGGCCACAGCCCGCAGAGGGAUGUCAGCCCUCCCUGUCUGCAGUGACAGAGACAGUGGCAGAAGUGACCAGAUGUGACCACAGGAGUCCCUCAAUUCUGACACACACCUGGGAUUCGGUUAUACCCACCUUCUGGCAGAGAGAUUCAGCUGGGUUCCUUCUGCUGUGAAGCACCCAGGAUAUCACUUUAGGUGAGGAGCAUUGAAGCCCAAUCAGCUCAUCCCUCAUAGAUACCCACCAUAGUAUGCCAAUAACCACUGUCUCUCCAGUUUUUGUCUGUUUUGCCAAGUUCCUGUGAUUCCUGGUUGUUUUACAUAUUCAUCUAUUUAUUUGUAAUGUAAUCAUAGAGACAUUUAUUAAGCAAACAUUACUGAGUACCAGUUAGAUUCUGGCACUUCUGGAACUUGUCCUGGGACUGCUGCCCUAAGUAAGGCAUAGUCCCUGCUCCUCAAGGACUGACAUACUGAUGGGUUUUCCAGUGCAAGGGAGUUAAUGCCAUGACACAGCAGUGAAAUGAUUUGAUAGGAAAGAAAAAGAGAUAUGCCAUGCUGCCUUACAGAAUUUGGGUAUAGCUUCAUGGAUGAUAGGUUGCUUGGACUGAAUUUAUAUGAAUAAAUAGGAAUUUACAACUUCAUUUCUUUGCUAAUUGUCCUCUGCUUCCUGGUCAGAGAGCUAAAUAUAUUUUCACUUAGGUUCUUGGGAAUAAAGUUCAGUCUGCUUUUUCUCUAAGAAUCACUGGGGGAUCUCUUGUUGACCUCAGCAAUUAAUUUUUAAAAAACAGCCCUAGGCUGUCCCUCCAGAUUGACAAAUCACACAACAUAAAAAGGCAGAUUGUACUCAGGCACCUGUGGGUCUGCUUCUCUCCCUUACCCACUGUAUUUGGCUUUAUCCUCCACUGCUCUGCUGACACUGCUCCUAUCAAAAUGAUGGGUGGCCUUCCACAAGUGCACAGCUGUUCUCUGACUCCUCCAGUGAAAAAUGAGAUGUAGGCUAAAACCUGCAGUGGAAUGGGUGUAGUUAAGACAAAGACUUAAGUUUCUUACUAUGUAGAAUGUUAAGCACUGAAAUGUGAAUUUUUGUAAUUCACCUCUUCUGGAGGUCUGGAUAAAAAUAUGUUAGUUACUCUUACUUGGAUUUAUAAGUGGACUUGAAUCUGAAAAGAAAACAAAGACUGAGAGUUAAGUGCCCAUCUGGCAUUUCAGAAUUUGUAGCUGCCAUGUUCAAAAGUUUGGAACAAUACUGUAGUCCUCACUGGUUCAUAAGAAAGAUACACAGAGUGAUCUAUAGAUGAAUAAUCUGAAGGAGCUGAGUCUUUCAUAACUCUUUUUAUAUAUACAUAUACAUGUGAACCUUUCCUUUUCGUAGAAAAAUAUAAUUAUUUUUUAGACUGUGUCUGUCUUUUAAGACAAACAUAUAUGCAAACACAUCCAAUAUCAAGUUUUUAAUUUUAAUGCCCAAGAAGUGAGUCACACUGGGAAAGUUAAACAGAACACUUAUUUAAUUGGUACUACUUGCUAAUAUGGGGGUUUCAGAAACACUGAAUUACUUUGUGGUAAGAGAUAGAUAUAGCAGAAAUUUGAGAUAAAGAAACAGAUCCAUGUGGACAAGUAAAAAGGAAAGAGGUCACUGAUCUCAUAUUCAAUCAUCUUUUCUUAUAAAUGUUAAUAAUAAUGCUAACUAUAAUUGAUUUAAGAUAAUGUAUAUGAGUUAACCUUUGAAAACUUUGUAUACUAGUUUGAAAUGUGUGAUUUUACUUCAUGGAUUAAAUGGACUAAGGAUUUUAACCUCAGAAGUGACAAGAUGACAUCUGCAUGUUAGGAAAAACCCUCUGACUACAGAGUGUAGACUGGUUUGAAGGGUAUGAAAUCAAAGUCAAAGAGAUCUAAGGAAAUAUUCCAGGUGAUAAAAGUUACGAGCGUGCACUAGUCAGUGAUACUGGGGUUGAGAAGAAUGAGUGAAUAUUAAGGAGUUAAACAUUUAGUCAGCAGGAACUGUGAAAAGGUAAAAGGGAUGAGAGAUAAGAAUGAAUAAGGACCAUUUCAGGUUUCUGAAAGUAGAGUUAAUUCAGUCUUGAAUAUGUUGCAUGUGUGGUAUAAAUAUUUAGUAAGCAAAUGGAAAGUGAAUUUGCAUUUCAGAAAGGUAUUUGACUUAGAAACCUAGAUUUGGAAGAAAAUAAAGUAUAUAUGAUUAAAAUAUUGUAAAUCAUGAACUCAAUCAGAGAAAAUGUACAGAACUGGGAAGGGAGUAGAAGAUGAAGCCCUGGAAUCAAUAACAUAUAGUGGACAGAUAGAUGGAGAAGGUGUUGGGAUGGAGGACAUAGGAGGAACACAGUAGAGUGCUGUGUCGUGGAAACUAAGGGAAAAUACUUAAAAAAAAUAACAGAUUGAUUUAUUGUGUUCAGUAAUGGCAAGAGGUGAUGUAGAGGAUCCAUUCAAGUGGACAUUCCAAAUUAGAAGUCAUUGAAUGGUAGUUUAGACAUCUCUAAGCAGCAUGAUUACUCUUACCUGUAAAUGAAAGUAGACCUAUCUUAAUUCAGGCAUGUGGAUGUCUCACCUUAAAGACAUUAUCUCAAGAACAGAACAGGGGAUUCUCUGUAUCUCACUUUAUUCUUUUGUGUUUCACUUUCAGAUUCUCUCUUCUCAUGAAGGUGGUAGCCAGAGGUAGACACUGUGAUAACCCCCCAGCAAUGGAGAAAUCAUGAUUUUUGUUUCUUUUCUCUCUUCCUUCUCUAAGCCAUUGACGAUGGCCCUUAGUAAUUCCAGCUGGAGGCUACUGCAGCCUUCUUUUUUCCUGAUGGGCAUCCCCGGUUUAGAGGAAAGCCAGCACUGGAUAGCAAUGCCGCUGAGUGUCCUUUAUCUCUUUGCUGUAAUGGGCAACGUCACCAUCAUCUUUAUCAUCUGGACUGACCCAUCCUUGCACCAGCCUAUGUACCUCUUUCUGGCCAUGCUCUCUGGCAUUGACCUGGUGCUGGCGUCCUCCACUGCACCCAAAACCCUUGCAGUGCUCCUGGUUCAUGCCCAUGAGAUUGGGUACACUGUCUGCCUGACCCAAAUGUUCUUCAUCCAUGCGUUCUCUUCCAUGGAGUCAGGUGUACUUGUGGCCAUGGCUCUGGAUCGCUAUGUAGCCAUUUGUCACCCUCUGCACCAUUCCACCAUCUUGCAUCCAGGGAUCAUAGGGCGCAUUGGAAUGGCAGUGCUGGUACGGGGGUUACUCCUCCUCCUCCCCUUCCCUAUCCUGUUGCGGAGACUUAUCUUCUGCCAGGCCACCGUCAUAGGCCAUGCCUAUUGUGAACAUAUGGCUGUGGUGAAGCUUGCCUGCUCAGAAACCACAGUGAACCGAGCUUAUGGGUUGGCAGUGGCCCUGCUUGUGGUUGGGCUAGAUGUCGUGGCCAUCGGUAUUUCCUAUGCCUUCAUCCUCCAGACAGUGCUGAAAGUACCAGGGGGUGAGGCCCGACUUAAGGCCUUUAGCACAUGUGGGUCUCACAUUUGUGUCAUCCUGAUCUUCUAUGUUCCUGGAAUGUUCUCCUUCCUCACUCACCGCUUUGGCCACCAUGUACCCCAUCAUGUCCAUGUUCUUCUGGCCACACUCUACCUCCUCGUGCCACCUGCACUCAAUCCUCUUGUCUAUGGGGUGAAGACUCAGCAGAUCCGCCAGCGAGUACUCAGGGUAUUCUCCCUAAAAGGAUGGAUCUGAACACAUCCCAGUUAUUAUUUUCUGAGGCUCCUGUCAAAGGUACUGCCUGGAGUCCAUGGCUGGUCUAAGCUAUGUGGGUAGAGACCAUUGCACAGUGAGGGGUCCUUCCAGUCCUGCUAUCUCACGGCAGAGAACACCCCUGGGCACUUGGCUCCAUCACUGUUUGGACUCCCUGAAUAGCUGGAUUUUUUAUUAUUUUCUUUUCUUUUGCUUCUGAUUCUAACAUUUCUCUAUUCUUCUAUCAAGGGGACUUGAGAAGUGGAGAAAAGAUAUAUCUUUGGACAUGCCAUUUUUUUCUGCCUUCACCCAAUGAUUGUGGAACAUCAUUCAGUAAGGGAAUGGGAAGUCCCAGCCUCUUCUUUGUUUUAGUUUUAGAGUGUCUUCACACCCUCAAUGUUAUUGCUAUGAGCUCUAGGUCACUCAGCUUCCAUGUAGCAACAGAGUCUCUCUCUAACCAUUUGAUACUACCAAUAUGUCAGAAAACACCUUUUUAUUACAGUAUGACUCUUACUCACAUAUUUAAAUUAACCUAAGUGGGGAGACAUGGUAAUGGGUUCUUAGAAAAAUGAGAUACAAACGCUAUUUUCAAGAAAGAAAUGUAUAUUGUAGAGUGCAUUUCUUUUUGAAAAGGUCAGUAUUUUUAAUUUAUUCAUAUUUUUUAUUAGGGUAAAGAAGGAAUAAGACCAGUAUUGAAUGUAUGUAUGUUUUGUAAGUCUUAAUUUAACAAAGCUAAACACCCAUAUAUUAAUAUUAUUUAAUAACUACAAAUGUGCUAGAGUCUGAUACUGGUAAACAUAGCUUUAUUCAUACAUGUAGAUGUAGUUUUGGCACUUGAAAGAAUUUCUAUUUCUGAAAUGUGGAUAUGGAAUGAUGUCAGUUAGACCCCUGUCCCCACUUUUUUGGUAACAGGAACUGGGUAAAACUUAUAAGAAGAUUGUUACAAUUGGUGUAUUGCAUCCUGUUUGUUGGAUGUUGCCCUAAAAUCUGGCUUAACUCUUUUGUGUUCCUAAAAGGGAGCACAUUUUGUUCUGUUCUGGAGGAAGCAAGUCACUGCUGCUUUGAGGUAGGAUGCUCUGGUGUUGAGAGGGCUCUAUCAAUGGACUCCAUAGUGGUCAAAAGGGGGGAAUGGAUGAGUUAGUGUUCCAGUUUCUCCUUUCUUGGUAAAUUUCACUCCUAAUAGUUUUCAGGUACAGAGACUUGAGUAUGAAGUCUUCAGUUUGGUGCACGCUCAUGGGUGAAUUAGGGAGGAAUUGUAUGAGUUCUUAUUGUAGGAACAAUUACACGUUCUCAUCACGUUGGUUGUAGGCGCAGGACUUGAUCUCUGGUGAGUUGUCCUGAGGAAGCCCAGGCUGUGGUGUAUGUUGUAUCCCAUUCACUAGAAAACAACUAUGUUGGCUCUAGCGGUACUUUGUUUAGGUACUUUGUUUACUUUGUUUUAUUCAAAGUAGCUGUUUGUUCUCUCAUCCCAUUUACACUAUUUGUGGAUUUUUGGGAUGUGGGUAUGAUGGUGGGAUCUGAAGAGCUUCUUGGAUCACAAGAUGGAAAAAUGUACUGAAGAUGGCAGAACAACACUGUAGAAGAGCCUGUGUUCCCGACGCUGUCUGGGCCACCAACUCUGACUUAAACCUGAGAUAGAAACUUGUAUCUGGGUUAAACCCCACUAUAUUUUGGAGAAUCUUUUUGGUGCUGACUAACCUAUAGGCUAAAAAGUAGAUUUUUUUUUAAAUCUCAGAUCAUCUAAAUGGGGUAUGUAUGAUGCUUGAAGGAUGUCUUUUAGAAUUUCCUUUUGAAAGAUUUUAAACCUUUUUUUGGCCUAAAUAUCUGCUUGUUUGCUGUCAUUGAAGUUUACUAUCAGAAAAUAUUCAUAUCAUAUCUUAUUGUUUUAUUUUCUACUGUGGUUAUAGUAUAUCCCCUAUUUUAUCCCUAGCAGUGUUUAUUUGUGCCUUCACUAAUUUCCUUGCUCACCUGUGCCAAACAUUUAUCGAUAUUAUGAAAAUAUUUAAAUGUUUAGACUCAUAGCCAUUCAACUUAAUGUUAGCACUGGCUUUUUGGAUUUAGCUUUCUUGUCACGUAUUGUGCAGAAAAGACUGUACUGACGUAGCUGCCCUGGCAAUACAAGAACAAUUCCCUCAUCAGUUCACUAAAGGUUUGCUUUCAAUUUCUAAAAUUUCAAUUUAUCAGUUCGAUUGAUUCCAAGCUUGUGUUAUUUCUUGAAUCUCUUAAUAAGUACAAUUCUCAGGUGUGUAUCAAGCUGUAACCCAUUCCUUUUCCUAACUCAUAAGUCUACUCUCCACACAUACAUACCUACACUGGUUUGCAGAUUUCUUCAUUCUGGUGUUUAUAAAGUUAAUACAAUCUGACUUAUAAGUUCCAGAAAUAUUUGAAAGUGUAUGAUCCAACCCUAGAACAAUUCCUCAAAUUCUAGUAAUUUUAUUGAAUUACUCUUACUUUUGUGUCUUUUUAGUCAUUAGAUUUCAAACUACAUCACAGAGCUAUAGUAAUCAAACAAUAUGGUAUUGGCAUAAAAACUGACACAUAGAUCAGUGGAACAGAUCAGAGUUCCUAGAAAUAAACUCAUGCAUAUAUGUAUAAUUUAAUUACAAUAAAGUAGUCACAAAUAUGCAAUGGUAGAAGGAUAAUGUCUUCAAUAUAUAAUGUUGGGAGCACUGGAUAUUCCCAUGUGGGAGAAUGAAACUGGAUCCCUAUCUUACACCAUACACAAUAGUCAACUCAAUAUGGAUUAAAGACCAUUUAGAUCUGAAUGUAAAACCUGAAACCAUAAAACUCCCAGAAGGAGACAUAGGGGGUAAACUUUUUGACAUCAGUCUUCAUAAAGAAUUUUUGGAUUUGACACCUUAAGAAAAAGCAUCCAAGGCCAAAAUAAACAAGUAGUAGAACAUUAGACUAACUAAAAAUCUUCUGUAUAGCAAGAAAGCCAUCAACAAAAUGAAAGGACAAUCUAUAGAAUUAUAGAAAAUAUUUGCAAAUCAUAUAUCUGAUGAUGGGUUAAUAUCCAAAUUAUAUGAAGAUCUUAUAUGACUUAAUAGCAAAAAACCAAACAGUCCAAUUGUAAGUGGGCAGAGGUGCUGAAUAGACAUUUUUCCAAAAAAGUUAUACAAAUGUCCAACACGUACAUGAAAAGGAGCUCAGCAUCGCUGAUCAUCAGGGAAAUGCAAAUCAAAACCACGAUGAGCUAUCACCUCGUAUCUAUUAAAAUGGCUAUCAUCAAGAAGACAAGAGAUAACAAGUGUUGACAAGGAUGUGGAGAAAAGAAACUCUUGUGGACUGUUAGUGGGAAUGUAAAUUGGUGCAGCUACUGUGGAAAGCAACAUAGAGGUUCCUCAAAACAAUAAAAGUAGAACUGUCAUAUAAUUCAGCAAUCCCACUUCUAGGUAUAUUCAAAGGAAGUGAAAUCACUAUCUCAAAGAGAUAUCUGCAUCCUUAGGUUACAUGUGCAGCAUAUUUUAUAAUAGCCAAGAAAUGGAAAUAGCCUAAUUGUUCCUCAACAGAUGAAUAAAUAACAAAAAUGUGAGAUAUAUAGUGUUAUAUAUGUGUGUGUAUGUGUGUGUAUGUGUGUGUGUGUGCGUGUGUGAGACAUGGUAUAUUACUGUAGUACAUAUAUUGUGGUAUACACAUAUAUGCAUAUAUAUUGUGAUGUAUGUAUAUAUUGUGAAUGAAUAACAAAAAUGUGAUAUAUAUACAUAGUUGUAUAUAUACCCACACAAUAGAGUAAUAUUCAGCCAUAAAAAAGGAAAUCAGUCAUUUCCAACAACAUGGGUGGAACUUGAGGGCAUUAUGCAAAGUGAAAUAUGUCAGUGAAAGACAAAUACUGUAUGUAAAAUCUGAAAAAAAACAAAACUCAGAAACGAGAACAAAUUGGUGAUUUCCACAGGUAGGAUUUGGGAGUGGGUAUAAAAAAGUAUGAUAACUUUGAGGGGAGGGGGGAGUAAAUCAUGUUGUCAGUCCAAUAUCUUGAAUCAGAACUAUUAUAAUUUCAGUGUAAUUUUGUAACAUUACUUGUGUUGUAUAUAUCCCAUGUUAGACUAGACUCCAAUUUACUUUUCAACUCCAGGGUCUGACCUACUCCUCAGCAUAACAAACAUCCUCAAUAAUUAUUUGUGAUACUAGAUUCAACCAGUGCACAAACUUCACACAGUGAAUUUUUUUUCCUUUUAUUAAUUUUUUAUGUGAUUUUCUGUUUAGGACUAGUGGGACAGAUUUUCCAUCCAAGAAUUAGCUGCUCCUCACCUGAGAGAAACAGAGUGCCUCCCUGAGAGGAGAAAGCUCAGGAGUGCUGUUGAAGAUGGAAAAUGCAGAUUUCUCACUGUUUAUCCCCUCUGCAUUCCUAGCAGUGGAGAAUGCCCACAAGGAAUUAAAGAGGAAUUAAAGUGAGAAUAGUUAGGACCUAAUAAAUGUCAUAUGCUUGGCUCUCUGGUAAGUCAUGAUUAGAAAAUGAAGGUGAGAUCUGAGGACAAAAAGGAGGCCAUCAAUUUCAUUCCCUAAAUUUUAGGUCCUAACACUCCAACCACUCCCUCCCUUUGCUCAGAUAUGGUGAGAUUUUAUUGGAAAAUUUGGUUCCAAUGCAAAUACCCAGUAAUUUACAAGGAGGAUUGUAUACUCUCCAUAAAUUGGAUGAAGCCAUAGCGGAAUGUAAAAUGCAAAAAGAAUGGUUGCUUUCAGAAUUCUGUCCAUGAAAGACAUCAUAAGCUCUAUCCAGGUGAAUUUAUGAUACUUGGAUACAAAACAAAAGAGAGUCCACUGCUGUACUUAAAGAUCCUCCAGGUUGGCAGUAAAACAGACAGAACAUAUUUCCUAUGUUUGAGAUGCAUGAACUCCACACACUGCUCCCAACCAUUCCUGUCCAAUUGUAUUGGUGAUCCUUCUUCUCAUAUGGAAAAGAAAACAAGGGAGAGGAGAGGGGGAAAGAUAGAGCAGGAACUUUCACUCCUAUUACUUCCGACUUGUGAUGUGAGGAAGAAAAGCCUUGCUCUGGAAGUGGAGUGGAGGAAAUAAAGUUCUUCCCCAAUAGGCAGUAGAUGACUCUUCAUGUUCUUUGGGUGAGGUUGAAAAUGUUACAUGGGGGAUGGGAAAUGUGAGGAGGUAGAGGACACUUUCUUGGCACUGGGUCAUAAAUUAUGUCUGAAUAAAUUUUGAAAGAAUAAAAAACUUACACAGUAUAUUCUCUUACCAACAUGUAAUUAUAUUAGAAAACAAUAAUAAUAAGAUGUCAUGAAAAACCCCAAACACAUAGACAUUUUUUUAUAUUUACAUUCAUGAUUUAUAUUAAAUAUAAUUUAUUGUCAAAUUGGUUUCCAUACAACAUCCAGUGCUCAUCCCAACAGGUUCCCUCAUCAAUGCCCAUCACCCGCUUUCCCCUUUCCCCCAGCCCCCCAUCAACCCUCAGCUUGUUCUCAGUAUUUGAGUAUCUUAUGGUUUGCCUCCUUCCCUCUCUGUAAAUUUUUUCCCCCUUCCCCUCCUCCAUGGACUUCUGUUAAGUUUCUCAGGAUCCACAUGUGAGUGAAAACAUAUCUUUCUCUGCCUGACUUAUUUCUCUUAUCAUAAUACUCUCCAGUUCCAUCCACGUUGCUACAAAUGGCCAGAUUUCAUUCUUUCUCAUUGCCAAGUAGUAUUCCAUUGUAUGUAUAAACCAUAUCUUUAUCCAUUUGUAAGUUGAUGGGCAUUUAGGCUCUUUCCAUAAUUUGGCUAUUGUUGAAAGUGCUGCUAUAAACAUUGGUGUACAAGUGCCCCUAUGCAUCAGCACUCCUGUAUCCCUUGGAUAAAUUCCUAGCACAAACGCUUAGAAAUUAAAUAACAUAUAUCUAAAUAAUUCAUGGCUCAAAUAAGAAAUUAUAGAGAAUGUUAGAAAAUAUUUCAAACUAACUGAUAAUGACAUAUAAUAAAAUUGUGGGAAUGCAGGUAAAGAGAAUAUGGAGGAAAAAUUAUGUUUUUAAAUGCUUAUAUUAGAAAAUAAAGACAGUAUCAAUUAUCUAAGGUGACAAGAAUUUAGAAAAAGGAAAAUAAAUUAAGCCUAAGGUAAAAAAAAAGAGUAAGUAAUUAGUUAAGAUUAAGAUAGGAUCAGGGUGCCCGGAUGGCUCAGUUGGUUGAGCAUCUGACUCUUUAUCUUGGGUUGGGUCAUGAUCUUGUGGUUCUUGGGAUCCAGCGCCCCAGUGGUCUCUGCACUGACAGUGUGGAGCCUGCUUGGGAUUCUUUAUCUCCCCCUCUCUCUCUGUCCUUCCUUCAUUCACAUGCGUGUGUGUGUACACACACUCUCAAAAUAAAUAAACUUAAAAAAUUAAAAAAUAUAAAAAAUAAAAGUUGGAUCAAUAAAAUUGAAAACAGAAAUAAAGAAAAUCAAGGAAUUUUAAAGUCAAUUUUUUGCAAAGAUCAAUCAAAUCGAUAAAGCCCUAAUAACACUUAUCAAAGAAAAACAGAAAGGGAGAUGAUAUCAAGAUGGAAACAGAAGUUGCUCGACUUUAAUCCCGUUCACAAGAAGACCAACUAGCAGCUAUCAUAGAUAAGACACCAUUAAUCCCAUAACCCAAGGCAUCCUCCUGGACCACAGAGACCCAGAAAGACUGCAUUAGAAGAGUAAGAGUAGAGGUUUCACUUUGCCUGCUUUGCCUCUCUCCCAGGGCAGCACAGCACUGCUCUGAGAAAGCCUAUCCAGUUCCUCUAGUGGGAAAGGAGAGCCCAGUGUGGACAUCCAGCUCCAUCAACUUUGCAGGAUGCUUUCUGGGAGGUCCACUCAGGUCUUGUCUCGUAAGGAUCAUGAGUUAAUCUGCAUGGCUUGAUCACUGGGCAUCAGACAGGGAUGGAAAAGGGGGCAGAGUUUUCUGGCAACCAGUGCUCAGAUGCUGGAGGACAGCCUUCCUGCUGUAAUGGAACCUGAGUAGAUAUCUCAGGCAGUGGUCAGUCCACCUGCAAAGCUGAGCUCAUGGCUCAGCUCCAUCUCGCAGUGAGCUCAGUUGGCAGUUCUUCCUGAUUUAGGACCCCAACCAAUAGGCAUUACCAGUCUUGGAGUCUAUUCUAUGACCCCAUCCAGACAGGGAAGCAAAUCCAUAGCCCCACUGACUGUUGAGUAUAGGUUCCAGUGCAUGACCAGGAAGUCUUGUCCUGGUUAAAUGAUAAAAAAAAAAAAAAAAAAAAAAAAAAGAUUUUAAAAAGAAUGAUAAAAUGAUAAGGUGAUUAAAAAAUGAUUAAAAAAAAACCACUUUAAACAAACAGAAAGCCAGGAGACCUGUGAAACUGUUGAGUAUAGCCUCUGACCUGCAUAACCUAACAGUGACCCUGGGCCUAGUCUAGCCUUGGAGCCUAGCCUAUUGUCUCCCUUAGCCUAUGACCCUGACUGAUUAUUGAGCAUAUCCUGUGGCCUUGCCCAAGCAGGGAGCCCAGCCAGUAACUCUGCCCAGUUGAGGAGCAGGUUGAAGAGUUGAAGCAGUUGAAGAUUUAGGUAGUCUGUGGGCUACCUAACCGGAAAGUCUGGACAAUGGAUCCGCCCAAUCACAAUAGUAAGCCUUGCCUGGCCACUGUUGCUACCAGCUGAUCUGUCCUGUACACAAAGCUAAGCUGAUUGGUAUAGGUCUUACCCUUCUGAAGCAAACCUGUAGAGUAUGGAAAGGACAUUGCUUACUCCAAUGCACAGAUAGCAAUGCAAGGAUACUAGGAUCCCAAAGAAAUCUAAUAAAGCUCCAAUAACUGACCCUAAGAAAAUGGUGAUCUUACACUAUGAACUGUUUGACAAAGUAUUCAGAACAAUCCUUUUAAAGAAGUUCAGUGAACUACAAGAACACAUAGACAUACAACCAAACAAUUAGAUUAACAGUGCAUUAACAAAAUGAGAAUAUUAGUAAAGAAACAGAAAUGAUUAAAAAAAAAAAACCUAAACAGAAAUCUUUACAUUCCUUCCUUUUUCUUUAUCUUUGGUAAAGGAGAAAAAAAAAUCACACAAUGAAUCUGAGCGGUUUUACAUUAAUUUAAUCAUCAUAAACCCCAAAAGAUAUUCAGUAAUGUUUGUGACUGGAGUAAUUGCCUGCUCAGAAAAGUGGUUCUAAAUACACUAGAGAGGUAGAAAGGGGUCAGAUUAUGUAUGACCUUGAUUUCACUAAUUAGGUAAAAAUGUGUUGAUUCUACUACAUUCUAAACACGGUAUGAGACACCACAUUAGUGGGGAAGAAAACUGACAUGGAUCUAGCCACCCAGUUAAUGUUUAGUGUUGAGUAGCCCGUAUUAAGAAAGCUAGUUUCAUUUUAUAGGCAAUGGGAAACUACUGAUAUAAUGUAAUGUGAUUACUGUAAAGGAAUCUUGAUAAAGGCAAUGACCUUGACUACUUUGUUCACAUUUUUAUCCCUGUGACUAUCUUAGUGCUGGCCAUAUGGUUGAUAAUAAGUAAAUAUUUAGUGAAUGACUGAGAUUUGCAUAGUGUAAAUUAGUUUCCCAAAUCCAUGCAGACACUAAACAGCAGAGUUGAAUUCAGGAUAAUAUAAAAAACAGGAAGUAGUAUAGUUUCAUUAAGAAACUCUGGAAAAGCUCAAUAUAACAUUUCAGGAUAUUGAAAGUGUUAUAAUGUUUAAGAGGAUGGCCUAUGAAAUUGAGCAGAUUGAUAUAGAUUUGAAUUUCAAGUCGGUUUCAAAUCCUGUCCCUCACAUCACAACUACUGGCACCCAGUAGCACCAUAAGUUAAAGUGAGAUGAAGGUUCCUAUGAGAUCCAGCUCAUCAGCCCCAUGGUCCCAGUAACCCAAACUAAGACUGUUCUCAGAUGAUUUGGAAAAGGAGGUGGAACAACGUGAGGAACUGACUGCAGAUCAUAAAACCUUCUAGAUUUUUUCAUCAGAGCCAAGGAAGGAGCUCUGGUUCUGGUUACUGGAUACAGGCAGUUGACUCCUUAAGUAGGACUCAAUCUGUUGUGUCACUGGUAAGUUUCAGGGUUAAGGGAGGAAAGCCCAUGUCGUGCUAGGCCCACAGAGGCUGAGUCACAAGAAGAGUGAGAACAGAGGACUUUUUCCUCAUU